UUUUUUUAAAAUACAUUAUCUGUAAAAUGGAGAACGAGAUUUUUACCCCCCUUCUGGAGCAGUUCAUGACCAGCCCCCUGGUCACUUGGGUGAAAACGUUUGGACCUCUGGCCGCGGGAAAUGGGACCAACCUGGAUGAGUAUGUGGCUCUGGUCGAUGGUGUCUUCUUGAACCAGGUCAUGCUUCAAAUUAAUCCUAAAUCGGAGAGUCAGAGAGUAAAUAAAAAAGUCAACAAUGAUGCCUCACUCAGAAUUCAUAAUCUAUCCAUUUUGGUGAGACAGAUAAAAUUUUAUUAUCAGGAGACUUUGCAGCAGUUGAUCAUGAUGUCAUUGCCGAAUGUCUUAAUUAUUGGCAAAAAUCCCUUUUCUGAACAAGGCACAGAAGAAGUUAAAAAGUUGCUUUUACUUUUACUGGGUUGUGCAGUUCAGUGUCAGAAAAAAGAAGAAUUUAUUGAAAGAAUUCAAGGUUUAGAUUUUGAUACAAAAGCAGCUGUUGCCGCACAUAUUCAAGAGGUAACUCAUAAUCAGGAAAAUGUAUUUGAUCUACAAUGGAUGGAAGUAACUGAUAUGUCUCAAGAGGAUAUUGAACCACUUUUGAAAAAUAUGGCAUUGCAUCUAAAAAGACUUAUAGAUGAAAGAGAUGAACAUUCAGAGACUAUCAUAGAACUCUCUGAAGAGCGGGAUGGUCUUCAUUUUCUACCCCAUGGUUCUUCAUCUGCACAAUCACCAUGUGGUUCUCCAGGCAUGAAGCGAACAGAAAGUCGACAGCAUCUGUCAGUAGAAUUGGCAGAUGCUAAGGCCAAGAUAAGAAGGCUUAGGCAGGAAUUGGAAGAAAAAACUGAACAGUUAUUGGACUGUAAACAAGAACUUGAGCAAAUGGAAAUAGAACUGAAAAGGCUGCAACAAGAGAACAUGAAUUUGCUUUCGGAUGCCAGAUCUGCAAGAAUGUACCGAGAUGAAUUAGAUGCACUUCGAGAGAAGGCCGUCAGAGUUGAUAAGCUUGAAAGUGAAGUCAGCAGAUAUAAAGAGAGACUGCAUGAUAUUGAAUUUUAUAAGGCAAGAGUUGAGGAAUUAAAAGAAGACAAUCAAGUUUUAUUAGAAACAAAAACCAUGCUGGAAGAUCAGUUAGAUGGAACUCGAGCCCGUUCUGAUAAAUUGCACGAAUUAGAAAAAGAGAAUUUACAACUAAAGGCUAAACUGCAUGAUAUGGAGAUGGAACGUGAUAUGGAUAGGAAAAAGAUUGAAGAAUUAAUGGAAGAAAACAUGACUUUGGAAAUGGCACAGAAGCAAAGUAUGGAUGAAUCAUUACAUCUUGGCUGGGAGCUGGAACAGAUAUCCAGAACUAGUGAACUUUCUGAAGCACCACAGAAAUCUUUGGGCCAUGAGGUAAAUGAGCUGACAUCAAGUAGAUUAUUGAAGUUAGAGAUGGAAAACCAGAGUUUGACUAAAACUGUAGAAGAGCUUCGGAGUACUAUGGAUUCUACAGGAGGCAAUACUUCCAAAAUCCUGAAAAUUGAAAAAGAAAAUCAAAGACUAAAUAAAAAGGUUGAAAUUCUUGAAAAUGAAAUUAUUCAAGAAAAGCAAAGUCUUCAGAAUUGUCAGAACUUAAGCAAGGAUCUAAUGAAGGAGAAAGCUCAGCUUGAAAAAACAAUCGAAACUCUUAGAGAAAAUUCAGAGAGACAGAUUAAAAUAUUGGAACAGGAAAAUGAGCAUCUGAAUCAAACUGUGUCUUCUUUGAGGCAGCGCUCCCAGAUAAGUGCUGAAGCAAGGGUGAAGGACAUUGAAAAAGAAAAUAAAAUUCUCCACGAAUCUAUCAAAGAAACAAGCAGCAAGCUAAGCAAAAUUGAAUUUGAAAAAAGACAAAUUAGAAAAGAAUUAGAACAUUAUAAAGAGAAAGGAGAACGAGCAGAAGAACUUGAAAAUGAAUUGCAUCAUCUUGAAAAGGAAAAUGAAUUGUUACAGAAAAAGAUAACCAAUUUAAAAAUUACUUGUGAAAAAGUUGAGUCCUUAGAACAAGAAAAUUCAGAGCUAGAAAGAGAAAAUAGGAAAUUGAAAAAAACUUUGGAUGGUUUUAAAAACCUUACUUUUCAGCUAGAAUCUCUCGAAAAAGAGAAUUCCCAGCUAGAUGAGGAAAACUUAGAACUGCGAAGGAAUGUGGAAUCUUUGAAAUGUGCAAGCAUGAAAAUGGCUCAGCUACAACUAGAAAACAAAGAGUUGGAAAGUGAAAAAGAGCAACUGAAAAAGGGUUUAGAACUCAUGAAAGCAUCUUUCAAGAAAACAGAACGUUUAGAAGUUAGUUACCAGGGUUUAGAUACAGAGAACCAAAGAUUACAGAAAGCGCUAGAAAAUAGCAAUAAAAAAAUUCAACAAUUAGAGAGUGAGCUACAAGACUUAGAGAUGGAAAAUCAAACAUUGCAGAAAAAUUUAGAAGAGUUAAAAAUAUCUAGCAAAAGAUUAGAACAGCUGGAGAAAGAGAAUAAAUCAUUAGAGCAAGAGACUUCUCAACUGGAAAAAGAUAAAAAGCAACUGGAGAAGGAAAACAAGAGACUCCGACAACAAGCAGAAAUAAAAGAUACCACAUUAGAAGAAAAUAAUGUGAAAAUUGGAAAUUUGGAAAAAGAAAACAAAACCUUAAUCAAGGAGAUUUGUAUUUAUAAAGAAUCCUGCAUCCGUCUGAAAGAGUUGGAGAAAGAAAAUAAGGAGCUUGUAAAGAGAGCAACUAUUGAUGUAAAAACUUUGGUCACAUUACGUGAGGACUUGGUGAAUGAAAAAUUGAAGACACAACAAAUGAAUAAUGAUCUAGAAAAAUUAACUCAUGAACUUGAAAAGAUAGGAUUAGAUAAAGAACGACUCUUACAAGACGAGCAAAAUACUGAUGACAGAUACAAACUUUUGGAAUCAAAAUUAGAAUCCACUCUAAAGAAAUCCCUUGAAAUAAAAGAAGAAAAAAUUGCUGCCUUAGAAGCUCGAUUAGAAGAAUCCACAAAUUAUAACCAACAAUUACGCCAGGAACUUAAAACGGUGAAAAAGAAUUAUGAAGCUCUGAAACAGAGACAAGAUGAGGAAAGAACAGUGCAGAGCUCUCCUCCAACAUCUGGUGAAGAUAACAAAUGGGAGCGAGAAAGUCAGGAAACAACUAGAGAACUUUUGAAAGUUAAAGACAGAUUAAUUGAAGUAGAAAGAAAUAAUGCUACACUGCAAGCAGAAAAGCAGGCAUUGAAAACUCAACUGAAGCAACUGGAAACACAGAACAAUAAUUUGCAGGCACAGAUUCUUGCACUGCAGAGGCAAACAGUAUCGUUACAGGAACAGAAUACUACUCUUCAGACACAGAAUGCGAAGCUUCAGGUUGAAAAUUCCACCCUGAACUCUCAAAGUACCUCACUUAUGAACCAGAAUGCACAACUGCUAAUCCAGCAGUCAGCCUUAGAAAAUGAAAAUGAAUCUGUAAUCAAAGAAAGAGAAGACCUGAAAUCACUCUAUGAUUCUUUGGUCAAAGAUCAUGAAAAACUGGAACUUCUUCAUGAACGGCAGGCUUCAGAAUAUGAAUCUCUUAUUGCCAAACAUGGAACACUAAAAUCUGCACACAAAAAUCUUGAGGUGGAACAUAAAGACCUUGAAGAUCGGUAUAAUCAGUUAUUAAAACAGAAAGGACAGUUGGAUGAUUUGGAAAAAACAUUGAAAGUAGAACAGGAGAAGAUGUUGCUUGAAAACAAAAACCAUGAGACUAUAGCUGCAGAGUACAAGAAACUUUGUGGUGAAAAUGAUAGGUUGAAUCAUAUAUAUAAUCAGCUUCUAAAAGACUCUGAAGUUUUACAAGCAGAUCAUAAAAACUUAAAAAGUCUUUUAAAUAAUUCCAAACUGGAACAAACAAGAUUAGAAGCUGAAUUUUCUAAGUUAAAGGAACAAUACCAGCAGUUGGAUAUCACAUCAACCAAAUUGAAUAACCAGUGUGAGUUGCUAAGCCAGCUAAAAGGAAAUUUAGAAGAAGAAAAUCGACAUCUGCUAGAUCAAAUUCAGACAUUAAUGCUACAGAACAGAACACUAUUGGAGCAGAAUAUGGAAAGCAAGGACCUUUUUCAUGUUGAACAAAGACAAUACAUUGAUAAGUUAAAUGAAUUAAGACGACAAAAGGAAAAACUCGAAGAAAAAAUUAUGGAUCAAUACAAAUUUUAUGACCCAUCUCCUCCUCGAAGGAGAGGCAACUGGAUUACUCUGAAAAUGAGAAAAUUGAUAAAAUCUAAGAAAGAUAUUAAUCGAGAACGUCAAAAAUCUCUAACAUUAACUCCUACCCGCUCAGACUCCGGUGAAGGAUUUCUUCAGCUACCUCAUCAAGAUAGUCAGGAUAGUUCUUCAGUAGGUUCAAACUCUUUAGAAGACGGCCAAAAUUUGGGAACCAAGAAAAGCAGCAUGGUUGCACUGAAAAGACUGCCCUUUUUGAGGAACAGACCGAAGGAUAAAGACAAAAUGAAGGCCUGCUAUCGUCGUUCCAUGUCCAUGAAUGACCUGAUGCAGUCCAUGGUCCUAGCAGGAGGACAGUGGACAGGUAGUACUGAGAAUUUGGAGGUUCCUGAUGAUAUUUCAACUGGUAAAAGGAGGAAAGAAUUGGGAGCUAUGGCCUUCUCUACUACAGCCAUCAACUUUUCAACUGUCAACUCUUCUACAGGCUUCAGAUCCAAGCAGUUGGUUAAUAAUAAAGAUACUACAUCUUUUGAAGAUAUAAGUCCACAAGGUAUUAGUGAUGAUUCUAGUACGGGAUCAAGAGUUCACGCUUCAAGACCAGCCAGCCUUGAUAGUGGCAGAACAUCCACUAGCAAUAGCAAUAAUAAUGCUUCACUCCAUGAAGUCAAAGCAGGUGCUGUUAAUAUUCAAAGCAGACCACAAAGCCACAGCAGUGGAGAAUUUAGUCUGCUUCAUGAUUAUGAGGCUUGGUCCAGCAGUGGUAGCAGUCCAAUUCAGUACUUGAAAAGACAAACCAGAUCAAGCCCAGUGCUUCAGCACAAAAUGCCUGAAACAUUAGAGAGUCGAACAUAUCACAAGAUAAAAACUGGGUCCCCUGGAAGUGAAGUUGUAACUCUCCAACAGUUUUUGGAAGAAAGCAGCAAGCUUACCUCAAUACAGAUAAAAUCCUCAAGUCAAGAGAAUCUUUUAGAUGAAGUAAUGAAAAGUUUAUCUGUCUCCUCUGACUUUUUGGGAAAAAAUAAGCCAGUUAGCUGUGGCCUGGCUAGGUCAGUAAGUGGAAAAGCCCCAGGAGACUUCUGUGAUAGACGGACAACUAAACCUGAACAAUUUGUGAGACAUGAUCCUCGAAAGACUGAGGAUACUUCCUUCAGUAGUUCUCCAGGGAAACCUACUCAAGGAAAGAGAAAAUUAGUAAAAGAAACUUCUUUGUCAAGACAAUCAAAAGAUAGUAAUCCUUAUGCCACUUUACCUCGUGCAAGCAGUGUGAUCUCUACUGCUGAAGGAACUACCCGGAGGACAAGCAUCCAUGAUUUUUUGACCAAGGACAGUAGAUUACCUGUAUCAGUUGAUUCGCCACCAGCUACUGUUGAUAGCAACAUCACUGCAGCAUCUAAUAUGGACAAAGUACAAGAAAGCAGAAAUUCAAAAAGCAGGUCUAGGGAGCAACAAAGCUCCUAAUUCUUUUACCCACUACAUGACAUGUGGGCAAGUGAGAGAAAAGUGUCCUUCAGUUUCUCAGUAUGAAGCCUUUAUUUCUGAAGUAACAAGACACUCAACUAUAGGAAACAUUUAAAAAAUAUCUUUAAGGAGACUUUAAACAAUCCUUCGUGACUAGAGCAGGCAAGAAAUACAAAUCUUCCUUCCUUGAAUCAAGGAGCACUACUGGAGUCAACUGCCAAAAUUGUUAGGUUUUAGGACUUAUUAUACAUUGUACUGUUAAAAUCUGAUGAAUAAAGGAUAUUCUCUCACUAAGGACCAAGUAUUGGAAGGUUUCAAGAAAGACUCCAAGAACAAUCUACUUCUUUGAUCAUUUGUUUAUGAAUAUUUCCAUGUUUGCUUAAUGCUUCUGCUAAGUAGUAGCCAAAAUCUAGCCAUUUAUAUUUAGUUGUGUAAAUCUAAUUAAAUGCUGUAGUAUGUUGUGGAAUGUACUAUAUAUUAAGAUACAGAGUACGUUGUUUUGGCAUGUCAGAGCCUUAUUUGGCUAGCCGACUGCAUGUGUGUGUGGGUGUGGGUAUGGGUAUGGGUAUGUGUGUGUGUGUCCAUUUACUUUU
Messenger RNA from Sorex fumeus (smoky shrew), 6232 nucleotides. It is a transcript of the gene CCDC88A, whose product is annotated as coiled-coil domain containing 88A. Gene Ontology annotation, cellular component: centrosome; cytoplasm. The record is from RefSeq and is a predicted model, not a curated record. NCBI's taxonomy places the organism in Eukaryota, Metazoa, Chordata, Mammalia, Eulipotyphla, Soricidae. Gene Ontology annotation, biological process: cytoplasmic microtubule organization; cytoskeleton-dependent intracellular transport. The transcript has 34 exons. Gene Ontology annotation, molecular function: microtubule binding; dynein light intermediate chain binding. Bases 27 to 5639 code for a protein of 1870 amino acids.